AUGAGUUCAGAGAACUUCACCUGGUCCAGAGUUGUGCCUGCGGAAUUCAUCCUCCUGGGCAUCACAGAUCGCUGGGACCUACGUGUGACCCUCUUCCUAGUAUUCCUGCCCAUCUACCUUGUCAGCCUGCUGGGAAAUGUGGGCAUGAUGCUCCUCAUCCGUGUGGACACCAGGCUCCACACGCCCAUGUACUUCUUCCUGGCCAACCUCUCCCUGCUGGAUGCCUUCUAUUCCUCUGCCAUUGGCCCCAAGAUGCUAGUUGACCUCCUACUGUCCCGUGCCACCAUCCCUUAUGUAGCCUGUGCCCUCCAGAUGUUUGUCUUUGCAGGGUUGGCUGAUGCCGAGUGUUGCCUGCUAGCAGUCAUGGCCUAUGAUCGCUACGUGGCCAUCGGGAGCCCUCUCCUCUAUACCACGGUUAUGUCACCCCGUCUCCGCCUGGCCUUACUAGGGGUAUCAGGCCUGGGUGGAGUGGUGAGUGCCUUUGUACAUACAACCUUCACCUUCAGCCUGAGUUUCUGUGGCUCGCUGGAGGUCAACAGCUUCUUCUGCGAUAUUCCUCCCCUGCUGGCCAUCUCCUGCAAUGACACCAGUCUCAACGAACUCCUCCUUUUUGCCGUCUGUGGCUUUAUCCAGACAACCACAGUGUUGGCUAUUGCCGUGUCCUACGGCUUCAUCGCUGGGGCAGUGAUCCGCAUGCAGUCAGCUGACGGCCGGCGCCGGGCAGCUUCCACUUGCGGCUCUCACCUCACAGCGGUGGCCAUACUGUAUGGGACCCUCAUUUUCAUGUACCUGCGUCCCAGCUCCAGCUACGCCCUGGAUACUGACAAGAUGGCAUCUGUGUUCUACACUCUCGUCAUUCCAGCUCUCAAUCCGCUCAUCUACAGCCUUAGAAACAAGGAAGUGAAGGAAGCCUUCCGGCGCACCUGGCACCGAUUCUGCUUCCCGGGGCGGGGCACCAGGGAUUGGCCACAGGAAGCCGGUUAA
Messenger RNA from Psammomys obesus (fat sand rat), 984 nucleotides. RefSeq names its product olfactory receptor 5C1. The transcript has a single exon. NCBI's taxonomy places the organism in Eukaryota, Metazoa, Chordata, Mammalia, Rodentia, Muridae. Gene Ontology annotation, cellular component: membrane. The coding region runs from base 1 to 984 and encodes 327 amino acids. Gene Ontology annotation, biological process: G protein-coupled receptor signaling pathway; sensory perception of smell. The record is from RefSeq and is a predicted model, not a curated record. Gene Ontology annotation, molecular function: olfactory receptor activity; G protein-coupled receptor activity; odorant binding.